GUUGUCCACGACAUCAUCACAUAUAAUCUACUCCAGCAUAAAUGAGCCAUCAGUAUAAAUUUUAGUGCCUUAUUUAGAAGAGACAUACGUGCAAGAUGUACUUUUCAUCUGAUCAAGCAAGUGCACUCCCAUCCGAAAAAGCCAUGACUUUCCUUACAAUUGCUCACUAGAGAAGUAUUUGAUCGAGAGGAAUGCCGGGUUUUUCAAUAAAAUAGUAUUGCUCCAACAAUAUUGCUUAACGACAUCAAGUUUGAGGCCAUCCUUUGGGUCACGGUCGGGGCAAAGAAAUUGGGAACCAUCUUACCUGGAGAGUAACAGUUUUUCAUUAAGGAUGUGUAAUUUAGACUCUAUUCUCUCUUAGUUUUGAGGAAAAAAAUUCAUCUCAAAUUACUGGAGUAUCUGAAAUAGUCAGCAUACAUACCUCAAUGAUCUGUCCCUGCAAGAGAACCAGUCUGAAUUUUGAGAUCACCAACCUGUCUGCAUAUAUAGCUAAGUUGUAGCUUCGGUUUUCGAAAGCCAUUUCCUCCACCAUGUCCUCAUACAUCACGCCGUUUCAGCCCGGAGAGGCCGUGGCCCCGUGCUGCAGCACAACGACGCUGCUCAGCGCGCUGGCGGCAUCCAUGGCCUGCUGCUUCUUCCUCGUCGUCAUCUUCCUCUGCCUGCGCUUCCUCCACCUUCGCCGCACGCGGCGCCACAGUGCACAGCCCCUGCAAGGGCAGGUCCAGGCCCCGCGGCCCAAGCACGGCCUCGACGCCGCCACCAUCGCGCUCUUCCCUUCCUUUCCGUACGGACGGGACUGCUCGGCAUCGGCGCCGGACGAGUGUGCCGUGUGCCUCAGCGCCGUCGACGAGGGGGAGACGGUGAGGCAGCUCCCGAGCUGCAAGCACCUGUUCCACCAACAGUGCGUCGACGUGUGGCUCCUGUCCAACGCGUCGUGCCCGGUCUGCCGUGGGAAGGUCGAGUGGGCCACGGGCGCCGAUGAGCGCGAGAGAGCCGCUGCAUCGGCGGCCGUCGUGCCAAUCGAGAUGAUGGACGAUGAAACGCUGUCUCCAUCGCCGCCGACGUCGGAGCCGUCCGUGCCGGAGCGGCCGGGCUGGUUUGGCGGGCGAGCCUCCGGCUCCCACUCCGGCCCGGAAACGGACUUGGAGCGGCAAUAGCAAUCAUUGUCUGGGGAGUCCGGAACUCCUGGAUAUGAUAACACGAUCUGUGGAAGUAGGUAGCACCAGGUUCGUCAUUCGUGUAUGCAGAGAACGUGUUGACAGCACGCAUUUUAUUCGGUCGGUGUAAACGAUCAGGAUUGCGACUCUAACUUGCAUCGGCGCUUGUUCGCCCCAAAAUGUAUUUCACAUCAAAA
Messenger RNA from Hordeum vulgare subsp. vulgare (domesticated barley), 1354 nucleotides. RefSeq names its product E3 ubiquitin-protein ligase ATL23-like. The transcript has a single exon. The record is from RefSeq and is a predicted model, not a curated record. NCBI's taxonomy places the organism in Eukaryota, Viridiplantae, Streptophyta, Magnoliopsida, Poales, Poaceae. Bases 531 to 1157 code for a protein of 208 amino acids.